This is a messenger RNA of Penaeus chinensis, 2727 nucleotides long. Its product is annotated as spermine oxidase-like. The record is from RefSeq and is a predicted model, not a curated record. The transcript has 5 exons. Bases 292 to 2052 code for a protein of 586 amino acids. Gene Ontology annotation, molecular function: polyamine oxidase activity. Lineage: Eukaryota; Metazoa; Arthropoda; Malacostraca; Decapoda; Penaeidae.
GGCAACACCGGAGAGGCUGUCGUUCAGCAUUUUCCUUUCUAAUAGUAAAACCUUUGCUAGAAUAUCAAUUACAGAAAUUGAAGUGCCUUAUGAUAUAAUAGAUUGUUUACCAACAUCGCUUGAAAAAAAGAAUUAGCAUAGAUAUGAGGAAAACGUGUGAAUACUUAUGUGAGUUGAGCAAAGAGGCUACUGUAUUAUAACUGACAUUACAUCGGUUGAAUAAAAGAACCAUAGACUAAACAAAAUAACGUGUCACAACAUACACUACUUUCGUUACAUCCACACCACACAAUGGACCAAGAUUACACUGAAAAUGACAAUAACAACAAAAAGCCACUGGAUGCGAGGCCAGCGAAAGGAGUGCGCCCGAGGUGGCAACACUGGGUGCUCGAAGAUGUAAACAUGUCUGCGAGGAAGGCAGACGACACGGGGGGCGAAGAGAACCAAAAUGAGUGUGUUCAGACGUGCAGAGUGGUUAUCAUCGGCGCAGGCAUGGCAGGAUUGUCGGCGGCGAAUCACCUGAUGAAAAACAACAUCCAUGAUUUCGUGAUACUCGAAGCUAGGAACAGAGUUGGAGGUCGGAUCAUCGCUAUCACUAUCGAUGGACGGAAAAUGGAACUUGGUGCUAACUGGAUCCAUGGCAUCCUGGGGAAUCCUAUAUAUGAAUUGGCUUCUGCAAAUGGAUUGGUGAAUAUCAUACAGGAUAAUAAACCUCACAAUGUUGUGGCAACACUUCCAGAUGGUCGAAGAGUUCCGUUUCACAUAGUACAGGAAAUCUAUGAUGCCUACUUUUGGUUCUUCAAGCGCUGUGAGGAAUAUUUUUUGUGUAAAUAUAUUCCUCCAGAUGGUAUUGAUAGUGUUGGUGCCCACAUAAGGUUAGAGAUAUCCAUAUACCUUGAGCAGUUUCCUGAGCAUGAGAGACACAUUAGAAACCUUAUCUUCAACUACCUCCUCAACCGUGAAACAUGCAUUAGUGGUUGUAACACCAUGGAAGAAAUAGACCUCAUGGAAAUUGGCAGUUACACUGAACUUCCAGGAGGGAAUGUUGUACUGCCAGGUGGCUACAGUAGCAUCCUGGGACCGCUAACAAAAGAUAUUGAAGAAGAGAAAUUACUCAAAGGUCAUCCUGUUGUAUCAGUGAGAUGGAAACCCCCACUAAAUGGCUUCAAUACAACUGACUCAGGACUUGGGCAAGACCUUACAAACAAGACUGAAGAAAAUUCAGACUAUCUAGUAUCAGAGAGUGGAACAAGUGGUAGACAACCAGCUACAUCUCCAGCAAGGAAGGCUAGGGCAAAGGUGGAGGUGGUUUGCCAAAAUGGGAAAAAGUUUUAUGCAGAUCAUGUAAUUUGCACAAUUCCAUUAGGUGUAUUGAAGGAAAAUGGAAAGACUGUGUUUGAUCCACCACUCCCAGAAUAUAAAAUGGAUUCUAUAAACAGGUUGUGCUUUGGUGUUGUGGACAAAAUCUACUUAGAAUAUGAGCGACCCUUUCUUAACCCUGGACUUACAGAAGUGCUUUGUCUGUGGGAUCCCAUUGAUCCAAAUGAACCCAUCCAGGAAAGGUGGUUCAAGAAGAUUUAUUCCUUCUCAAAGGUCACUGAGACAUUGAUCCUGGCAUGGAUUUCAGGAGACGAAGCUAAAUAUAUGGAAACACUACCAUUUGAUGUGGUUUCAGAAAAAUGUACUGCCAUCCUUCGACAAUUUCUCAAUGAUCCUUUCAUACCAAAGCCAAAGAGGUGUAUCAACACAACUUGGUGGUCACAGCCUUAUACUCGUGGCUCAUAUACAGCAGUAGGUGUAGGGGCCUCUCAAGUUGACAUCACAAAUAUUGCACAUCCAUUGUAUAUGCAGCCAACAUGCAGCAAGCCUGCAGUGCUAUUUGCCGGAGAGCACUGUCACCCAAGCUUCUAUUCAACAGUUCACGGAGCUUAUUUAUCUGGACGAGAAGCUGCACAGACACUAUGUGUACCAGACACUCCACCUGAAGUUGUUCUAGAUGUUGAAGGAACUGCAGAUCUCUCUUCAUGGAUAGAAGGAAUUUCCCUAAAUUAGUUUUGUUUUUCCUCAAGGCAGGCAUUACACUACAUUUUUUUUCUUCUUCCCUUUUUUUCUUCUUCACUUCUGUCUUCCUUUUUUUCUAUUUCUUUCUGUCUCUCUCAUUUCCUAUUGCUUCCAUCUAUCCCUUUUGAUACUUUUUCCAUUGUCAACUAUUUUACAGAUUGAAGUCUGAACAAUGUAUACUUUUAAGUGCAAACUGGUGCUUAUGUCUUAAAAACUUAGGUUGAACAAAUAUGAGAAUUGUGGUUUCAUAAAAGUUUAAAAUGUCAUUAUAUAUCACAUUGUAAGUAUUGUUGCUGGUCAGACAUUGAUUAUCUAAUAAUAAUGUUGAUGAAGUUUUAAUGAUAUCUAACUACAGUUACAUGUGCAGUGUUCUUUAUUAGUAUUAUAUGUAUGAUUUUUUAUAUGGAAUACUCUAUAAUAAUUCCAGAUACUGUAGUCAUUUUAUUAUAAUUAUAUUAAAGAGGUUUUUUUUUUUUUGAAAGUCUUAUAAUUAUUAUUAUAAUCAUUAUUAGCUGUAUCAUUUUGAUAACUUAUCUGUGUUUAUCAGCACUGUUAACAUAGUUAUUAUUUUUGUUUUUGUUUUCAUCAUCAUUAUUUUCAAUAAUUGAUUGUGUUUUUUUUGUUUGCUAUAAGUUACUUUUAUUCAUCAUUAUCAUUAUUAUUAUU